GGCCUCUGAGGUAUUCUCCCAGGGGAAGAAAUGGCAUUUUCUCUCCCCUUUCCCACCCCACCCCCCAAUAGGACUGGUGUGUCGGCAGAGGCGUCUGCCGAGGGGCUAAUUUCGCUUUCCUUGUUUACGACCGAGAAAACGCUUGGCUUUCCCCAAAUGGGCCCAGCCCGCCGCCUGCUCCGGCUGCAGCGCAUUCUCCCGCCCGCUGGAGCCUGGCCCCUAGGCGGAUGCCCCGGGGAAGCCAGGCUGGGGCUGACCGGAGUCCGUGGGACCAGAAAAGGGCCAGGGGAGUGCGUCGAGAGAGUGGAGGGGUCCUGGAGGCCCCAAAGUCAGCCUUCUCCUGGCAUGCUGUGGGAACCGCUGAUCGCGGGGGCUCAAGCCCUAGACCUCCAGAAAUGACGUCAGGAGGAGCGUUUGCAUCCCGCUGCCUCAACCUGCCUAGUACUGCUGGGACCCUGUCUCCAAGGCCCCUUGGCCAAGAGGGUUGGGCGCUGCCCUGUGACCUAUACGGACUGCAACGUGAUUGCGAUAAUGGAGACUACUGGAAAGGCACUGAUGCCGAGGCCCACAGGGCCCACUGGAAGCCGGAGAGGAGACCCUGGGCGGGGGCUGAAUCACAGCUUCCAAAGCCCAGGCAUUGGAGCCGAGCUGGGAGCCUCCCAUCUUCUUUUGCAGGGGAGGACUGUCAGUCUGGUGGGGAGUGCAACGAAUAUUCGCAAAAUAGCUACAUCCCUGAACACAGUCCGGAAUAUUACGGCCGGACCAGGGAAUCGGGAUUCCAGCAUCACCACCAGGAGCUGUACCCACCACCGCCUCCGCGCCCUAGCUACCCUGAGCGUCAGUAUAGCUGCACCAGUCUCCAGGGGCCCGGCAAUUCGAGAGCCCACGGGCCGGCCCAGGCGGGCCACCACCACCCUGAGAAAUCGCAGCCGCUCUGCGAGCCGGCGCCUCUCUCAGGCGCCUCCGCCUCCCCGUCCCCAGCCCCGCCAGCCUGCAGCCAGCCAGCCCCCGACCAUCCCUCCAGCGCCGCCAGCAAGCAGCCCAUAGUCUACCCUUGGAUGAAAAAAAUUCACGUUAGCACGGUGAACCCCAAUUAUAACGGAGGGGAGCCCAAGCGCUCGAGGACAGCCUACACUCGGCAGCAGGUCCUGGAAUUAGAGAAAGAGUUUCAUUACAACCGCUACCUGACCCGAAGGAGAAGGAUCGAGAUCGCCCAUUCGCUGUGCCUCUCUGAGAGGCAGAUCAAAAUUUGGUUCCAAAACCGUCGCAUGAAAUGGAAGAAGGACCACCGACUCCCCAACACCAAAGUGAGGUCAGCGCCCCCGGCCGGCGCUGCUUCCAGCACCCUCUCGGCAGCCACCCCCGGCACUUCUGAAGACCACUCCCAGAGCGCCACGCCGCCAGAGCAGCAACGGGCAGAGGACAUCACCAGGUUAUAAGACAUAACUUACACCCCUGCCCCCAUCCUGUGCUCCGUGCCCCCUCACACACAAAUUGACUCUUAUUUAUAGAAUUUAAUAUAUAUAUAUUUUGGUUCUUUUUUUCUCUCUUUCCUCCUGCCUCCUCCCUUGUCAGUUCCAAACAGACAAAACAGAUAAACAAACAAGCCCCUUGCCCUUUUCCCCUUCGCUGUUAAGGACCCCUUUAAGCAUGUGGUGUUGUCUUAGCGUGGUACCUGCUGGGUUUUUGUUUUU
Messenger RNA from Acomys russatus (golden spiny mouse), 1694 nucleotides. It is a transcript of the gene Hoxc4, whose product is annotated as homeobox C4. The record is from RefSeq and is a predicted model, not a curated record. NCBI's taxonomy places the organism in Eukaryota, Metazoa, Chordata, Mammalia, Rodentia, Muridae. Gene Ontology annotation, molecular function: DNA-binding transcription factor activity, RNA polymerase II-specific; RNA polymerase II cis-regulatory region sequence-specific DNA binding. The coding region runs from base 228 to 1439 and encodes 403 amino acids. The transcript is spliced from 5 exons. Gene Ontology annotation, cellular component: nucleus. Gene Ontology annotation, biological process: anterior/posterior pattern specification; regulation of transcription by RNA polymerase II; embryonic skeletal system morphogenesis.